AUGUAAACAGGCUGGCUCUGACCCUCUGACCAUCACACGUGUUUGACUUUCAUGACAGCAGUUAUUGCUGUACUUUUAGUAAACUAAAAUAUGGAAUACAACAAGUGUUUUUUUUAAUUCUGCUGACGGUGUGUUAUUUUAGCAGGAGAGGAUGAGUGGUCAGAAUGCUUCUCAUCCUGUCAGUGAUGAUGACAUCACUCCUCUGCAGCAGAUGGUGUCUUCCUGCUCCGGAGCCUUCAUCACAUCCCUGCUGGUCACACCUUUGGACGUCAUAAAGAUCCGACUGCAAGCACAGAAAAAUCCUCUCUUCAAAGGAAAAUAUUUCGUCUACUCUAAUGGACUUAUGGACCACCUGUGUGUGUGUGAAAACGGCUGGUCCAGAGCCCACGGUCACUUCAGUGGCACUUUUGACGCCUUCUACAAAAUAGUUCGCUGUGAGGGAAUCAGAGCCUUAUGGAGUGGACUGCCUCCAACACUUGUGAUGGCGGUGCCGGCCACAAUGAUCUACUUCACGGGUUACGAUCAGCUGUGUGCGGUCCUGAGGAGGAGGAUGGGCGAGCAGGCCCACUGGGCUCCACUCUUAGCAGGAGGAAUAGCUCGAGUGGGCUCGGCCACAGUCAUCAGCCCCCUGGAGCUGAUCCGCACCAAGCUGCAGUCUCAGAAGCAGUCGUACCAGGAGCUGAGCCACUGCAUCCGUUCUGCAGUGGAGGCCGAGGGCUGGUGGUCUCUCUGGAGGGGUCUGGGCCCCACCCUGCUCCGAGACGUGCCCUUCUCUGCCAUGUACUGGUUCAACUACGAGAGGAGCAAGAGCUGGCUGUGUGAGCAUUACCAGAGCAGUGAGGCCACGUUCAGCAUCACCUUCAGCUGUGGAGCUGUGUCAGGUUCUGUGGCAGCCAUCGUCACUCUGCCCUUUGAUGUGGUCAAAACCAGAAGGCAGGUGCAGCUCGGGGAACUGCAAGCAAGCAACUUGCUGUCCAAGUCGUCCUCAUCCACCUUCAGCGUGAUGAGAAGGAUUGUGGCACACGACGGCUUUAAGGGGCUGUUUGCAGGUUUCUUCCCCAGGCUGGUCAAAGUGGCGCCUGCCUGUGCCAUCAUGAUCAGCUCGUACGAGUUUGGAAAAAGCUUUUUCCACAAACACAAUCAGGAGAGGAGGCUGAGGUUGUUACAGACCAACAACACGUGACGCACUAACAACAACCACUUUAUGUAGACAAAAUAAUAAAUAAUAAACACAGAGGGAGUGAAAAACAAACCAUUUCAUCAUUUUCUUCUACAGUUACAUUCUCAGUUGUUUGACCACCAGCAGGGGGCGCCAGUGUUGAGUUCCUGCUCACCUUUGGGUCAGGUGAUCAGUGUCCUGAAAAUACAGAAGCUAAAUGAUUUUUUUGUUUGUUCUUUGUGUCACUCAUGAAGCAUGUUGACCUGAUUGUGUCACUGAAACCACAACAGGAAUCAGCUCAACAACAGGAAACUGACAAUAAAAUCACAUAUUUACAACA
Messenger RNA from Austrofundulus limnaeus, 1499 nucleotides. RefSeq names its product solute carrier family 25 member 40 (gene slc25a40). Lineage: Eukaryota; Metazoa; Chordata; Actinopteri; Cyprinodontiformes; Rivulidae. The transcript has 10 exons. Gene Ontology annotation, cellular component: mitochondrion. The coding region runs from base 152 to 1183 and encodes 343 amino acids. Gene Ontology annotation, biological process: mitochondrial transmembrane transport. The record is from RefSeq and is a predicted model, not a curated record.